CUGCUGCCUGCAUAAAAUAACCGCAUAAAAUGUCGUUAAGUAUAACGAAAUUGAGUCUGCACAUAAAUUCAGAUUAUGAGAUUAAAAUGUUGUGAUUUUCGCACAUCGGAGCGGAGAGCGUAUACCCGAAAAACCCUUUUCAUAAUGAAAUCCAGUGUGGUAGGAGGGUCCGGUUAUCCCUACUCACACACACACACACACACACAGACACGUACGCACACAUAGUGAAGCUUAUUGAAAAAUGCGAUGGAAUCAGCAAUAGCCACAGAGAGAGAGAGCCAACAGAGCAGCCGGAUAGCAGCAGUCAAGCCAAUUUAAUGAGUUUACAGCGCCCUUUUUGCCUUUAAGCGGAAUUUUAUGAAACAAAAAUACAACACAGUCGGUGGCACAGUGGAAUGAAAGUGUGAUAAGUUGAUUGUUGAAAGCAGACAGCUAUCCGUCCGUAGAAGCAGAGAAGCACUGUGAGUUCUUUCUUUAGAUCUCUGAAGCAAGGCGAAACUGAAUCACAGAGUUAUUUCAUAGCAAAGAAACCCAUGCAGAGGACACAACUAUGGAUCCACAUGAUGCCCAACCACGAAUCACACACCACUGUGGCCCCGCUGUAGAAUAAUAAAGAAGUUGCGGUUGUAUCCGGCGAUCAAAGUCAAAUAUUUGGCUUGAAUGUUUACAAAUUUUGGGUCAGCUGGUAAUUUGACCAAACUCAUACCGAAUUUUCAUGUGAAAUUCCCAAAAUAUGGUUGGACCCUCGAGGAAUGCCAUCAGCUGUCGCUUCAUUAUGACGCUAAUUGUGAGGCCAGAGAGCGCGCACUGCCAAAAGGAUUAACAUCGUAGAGGACGAGCAACGUGUCCAUAGAACGUUGGCAAGAACAAACAGGAUACCUUGUGCCUUGUGCUACCGACGGCGACGGGGACGGUUGCAUGACCCAUAAACAGUUUAGUUUGACUUAAUCCGGUUAUGUAUCCGGAUUAGCGAAGAGCGACAGAGAGAGGGGUAAUUUUUUGCGAUUCGUUUGGCUGCUGCUCCCGGGACUUUACGACACUUUUUAGGUAAUGAAUGGGAUUACAGUUUUUUUUUAAUCCACUCUCCCAGUGGCUGGGUCCAGCUGUAAAAAAUCUAAUGACUCGUAAAAAGUGCACCGCAGGUCAGCCGGCGAUUGAAUGACCUGCUCCGCGCCGCACCGCGCCGCCCCGCCCCGCACCGGUCAUGAAUGGGCGGCAGGUCAGAAAAAGUACCUCUCAAUGCGUAUAAAUUCUGGUGUCGGCACUGACGUAACCAGCAAACGCACUCAAGCCAUCCAGCAACCAAGAUGUGUCUCGUACAGAAGAAAAACAGCGCACAGCCCGAGGCCCAGCAGCUGCCACAGAAGCAGGAGACGACGAGUCAGAGUCCGAGUCCGACGCCGCAGCCUCCAUCCCCCACCGCCGCCUAUGUGAUGUUCAAGCACCGCGAGGAGCUGAGCCGACGCAAUGGGCGGACGGCCCGCGCCUCCCUCACCAAGAUUCAUCUGACCACCGAACUGAUAGCCCGCACCAAGCAGAACAUUCGACAGUGCAGCUUCGAGGAUCUGGCCAUCCUGGCCAGGGAGACGAUCUUCCGCAAGAGUCUGCAGCGUCGCCUGCACUACAGACGCAUGGAAAUGGGACUGAAGAUCAAACAGAAACGCAUGGCCCACAAGUGAGGGAAAAGUCUGAUAAAGAACAGCACAAGUGAUAACCCAAGAGCCCCUAUUAUAAUAAGAUUGUACAUUUUACAUUUUGGCCAUAGUUUAAUUUAAGUUCAAGCUUCAAGCACAUGUAGAAAUAUUUCCAAACACCUAAAUUAAACUUCAAUCAUUUAGAAAAACCCCCAUUUUCCGUAUAUUUUGCACAUCUUAUCCGCUUGGAUCUUCCAGUGUGGCAAUUUUCCAUUUAAAUAUUUGAUAGCCUUCCCAACACACUGACAAAGCAGUUUUUGAAGGGGGGUCCAGGUCCUGCACUUGUAAUGGGUGUAAAAACAAAUUUACACAUGAUUACCAGCCCAAGCUGCAGAACAGAACAGAACAGAACAGAACACUGCGAACAUUUAAUACAACUCAAACAGAAUGGUGCGUUGCAUAAAUUUGAACAGGCUCUGGGUUUGGGUCCCCCUCCAACGCAGCUCCAGCUGCAGCUGCAGCUCCAGCGUCUGCUUCUGCUUCUGCUUCAUCGUCGUUCGCUGUGGUGUAGAAAAAUUUUUGCCUUUUUAGACUACAUAAAUUUUAAUUAAAUGUCACUCAUACGCCAUGUAUGCCAAGCACAAUGUACGUAACGUAGAGUUGUCGUCCCCGUGACUGGUAGUGAGUGUGUGUGCGUGCAUUUGAGCUCUACAGAGCGAGAGUGUCGGAGCGAAGAGAGUGCCACAAAUGAAUGCACGGAGAAGUGGCGCACGAAUUACAGUUUAUUGAACAGCAAGGAGCAACGAGGGGAGUGAAAGCAAAGCGAAGUGGAGCAUCUAAAGCGAUGCAUAAAAACAAAGGGGAGCAUCGUGGAAAGUAAAGAGAACUCUUGAUGGCAAAAGCAAACUGCUGGCUGCCUGCUGUUGCCACUAGUCUGCUGUUGGGAAUAAUUCUGAAAAGCAUCUAUCUCCCAUCUAAAAAUAUUUUAAAGUUUCCCGCGUGUCUCACACUCUCAAGAAUUGAGAUCCUCUAGAAAGUUCUGAUCCCUUAUUUGUGAUAUUUUCUCUCUACUAUAACCACUAGGAAACCACAUCUUCGUUGCUGCAAAACGAUGAAUAAACCUAAAAAUAAAAUGCUGGAGACGAACACGAAGCCAAUUGCCCUUCCGUUGGUUAGCAGCUUGCUCUAAUUAUUAUUUUUUGCUUAUUUUUCCAACUUUUUCUCCUCUUUCUCCAUCAUUUUGUUUGUUUCCCCAAAAGGGAAUGAAAUCGGGGAUGGGAGACUGGGUGGACUUCAAAUCUGUGGCGUUUCCUGGUUUUUCGUGCAUUUUCAUAAAACUUUCCCAGCAUGCAUUAUUCAUGUGCUCUCUACAGCAAUUACUAUGGUCCAGCAGGCAGGCAGUGGGGUGGUGGGGUGGUUGGGUGGUGGGUCCUUAAUGAAAAACCAUCAUGGCCAAACAAUAUCUUUCGUUGCCAUUUGCCACUUGAAACUUUUUCAAUAAUUUUUAACAUGUAUGCGUUCGCUCGCUCGUUCUUUCUUUCUUGACAAAUUAACUCAAGAGCGCAAUGAAGUGUUUAUUGUGCCUGGCAAAAGUUUUUCCACGCUCUUUCUCCACUCAAGGCGUUGCCUGGGAAACACAUACACACAUACAGCCAAACACAUGCACAAGGAUACUCGUAGAUUAACAAUCGGCGCUAAACUACUAGCGACGCACAUUUAUUAUUAUUUAAUUAAAAUUGAUUAAAUUUGUGUUGGUUUCUUUAUUUGUAGUUUAUUUAGCAUUCAAGCCACGUUCAUCAAAACAAUUUUGUGGAAAAAUGAAAUGUUGAAGGUAUAGAAUAUAAUUUAAAUUAUGCCGAAAAUCAAAUAUUUCGAGUGGCGUGAAUAGGAAGAUAAUUAUCAUGGAACAACCGGAAGGCUUUGUUUUAGUAUGCAUUAUACGAAAUAUCAAAAAUAUUGUCACGAAUUUUGAUUUGAGAAUGAAAACAUUUAAUUGUGCGGACAGCUCGAAAAGCCUCAACAAGAGAACCUCAUUAGAGAAAUAGACUACUUCCUAUCCCAUGCCCCAAUGGGCUCAGGCUCCUCGCCACAAAAUAUAGUCGCAGGCACUCUCUUAAAUCUCUUUAUGGGGCUCCGCUUCAAUGUACAUAAUAAUAACAAUAAUAGCAUUGUAAGAACUUAAUGUCUUCUUCGUGUGUCCCCGAGUGUAUUGUGUUGCCAUGGCCAUUGAGCGGAGCGAAGGCCAGGGAGCGUAAUCGUCAUGGUGGCUUACAGCAAUUUGUUAUUAAUUUCCGCGUUGAAAAGUUGAAAAAAACAAAAAAAAAAAACGGAAGAAAGAAAGAAAACAUCACCAGGAACAACAAAGUUUUUUGCUCUCUUUUGUUUGUCCGGUCCAGGCUCUCCCCCUCCGGCUGCUUCCAUCUCGCUCUGUCUCGAUGCCACUUGGCAUUCAUUUAAUGCGAAAAGUUAUUGUUGUUUUUGCUGUUGCCUGUUGCCUUUUGGUUGUUGGUUGUUGUUUGUGUUUGUCGUUUGUGUGUUGCCACAUUAAAACAUGGCCCAUAAUGGUUAACAAGGCAUUUGCUUGUUGACCAUCGGAGAGGGACCAAAUGAGCAUCAGAACUUGUGUGCUUACGAUGUCCAACAUGUGUAAUAAAUAUAUUCCACUGACGCUUGCUCUUGCGUGGCCCUGCCACAAUGCGUGUCCUGUCUGUAUUUCUGUAUGGUGGUGGUGAUGGUGGGGGGAGCAAAGAGUUGGGGAACAGAUUUAUUAAAUGGGAGGUAAGGUAGAACUGCUCUUGGCCUCUGCUACAAUACUCUGAUUGCCUUACCUUCUCUUGAAUAUACCUCUCGUGGGCUAUUGGAGUCUGGGGUAUGCGUGUGUUUGUGUUUGCCUGAAAGUUUUGUUUGUUUGGCAGGUAAUAAAUUGGAAUAUGCCUCUGCUUCUGCUCUCUCCACUCUCCCUCUCUCUCUCUCACUCUCGCUGUGCGAUCUGCACGAUGACGCGGCCAAAGUAUUACAAUAUUUGAAAUGCACUGUGCCCCGCGCAGUAUGCAAUGAAAAAUGUCAGAACAACAAUGUUAAUAUGGCUGCCAAAGGACACGGCGGAGCACGGGGGGAUUACAGAAGUGUGUCAGUGCGAUGUUGUUGCUGCUGUUGUUGUUGUUGUUUUUGUUGUUGGUGCUGCAUGAAAGUGCAAGUUUUUGCUUAUUGUUGGCAACGCUCUUCGGGUGCUGCUGCUCCUCCAGUAACCUUCAGCCAAGAACAAUAAAAUUGCACAGAAAUGAAACUGAAAUGGGUCUCUCACACAAAUGGAAAACUAUGAAAAGCAAAGGCAGCGGCACCAGCGUGGAAAAAAUAACAUUUUAAAUGCGUUCUUUAUACCCUCAACGUGGCAGAGGGUUGCUCUGUUUUCCUGUCCAUGGAGGCGUUGAAUAUCUAUUUGUUUGCGGAAGAUCUUGUCUUGUCCUUCUUGUCUCCCCGUAUCUUAGGAUAUGCCACUAGUCGGUAGUUCCCCUGCAGCGUCUGUGUGCAGCGUCUUUGGCUGGGAAAUAUGUAAAUGCGUUGGCUGUCGCCCUGGCCAACACAUUUGCACUUGACUGAAACGCGUUAGCCGCUUUCCUUGUAGUGGAUUUUCGGGGCCUGCCAUCCUGCAGCUGUCUUGAGCUCCAAAGGGGGUGUUAGAGUGAGUGCGACAGGGGGGAUGGGGAUGUGUGGGCUGUGAAGUGACUGGCGGGUUUCAUGUAACCAAGACACCAUCUAGCAGCAGCGACUGAUGUGGCGCCAUUGUUGGGGCAGGUUUAGAGUGCAGCCAAAUGGAUGCUGAACCAGCUGUAGAAUGCAGCACACACACACACACACACACACACGUGCACAAUUUUCCUGGCAUUUAUAUUAACAACAUAAAGUGCCGAAUCACGACAGGUGCCAAAA
Drosophila pseudoobscura is the source of this 5564-nucleotide messenger RNA. RefSeq lists its product as uncharacterized. NCBI's taxonomy places the organism in Eukaryota, Metazoa, Arthropoda, Insecta, Diptera, Drosophilidae. The transcript has a single exon. The coding region runs from base 1308 to 1679 and encodes 123 amino acids. The record is from RefSeq and is a predicted model, not a curated record.